Medicago truncatula (barrel medic) is the source of this 423-nucleotide messenger RNA. RefSeq names its product two-component response regulator 24. The transcript has 2 exons. NCBI's taxonomy places the organism in Eukaryota, Viridiplantae, Streptophyta, Magnoliopsida, Fabales, Fabaceae. The coding region runs from base 1 to 423 and encodes 140 amino acids. The record is from RefSeq and is a predicted model, not a curated record. Gene Ontology annotation, biological process: phosphorelay signal transduction system.
AUGGAAGAUCAAGGGAAAGGGAAAGGGAAAGGGAUAAUGGAAUCUCAAGAUUCAGGAACUGAAUUAACAGCACUUAUUGUAGAUGAUGAUAAGCUUGUUCGAAUGAUUCAUCAAGGUCUAUUGAAAAGAGCUGGUGUGAAAAGUGAAGCUGUAAAAAAUGGUAAAGAAGCUGUAGAUAUCCAUUGCAAUGGUCAAAGAUUUGAUAUUAUUCUCAUGGAUAAGGAAAUGCCUAUCAUGAAUGGGAUUGAGGCAACCAAGAAACUGCGAUCGAUGGGUAUCGGUAGCAUGAUUGUUGGUGUGUCAUCGUGUACUGAAGCAGAAAAACAAGAAUUUAUGGAAGCGGGGAUUAAUGAUUAUCAAGUGAAACCAUUGACCAUUGGUGUGCUUAAUUCCAUUCUUGAUGCUGUAAAAGCUAGCAAGUAG